This is a messenger RNA of Tribolium madens (black flour beetle), 4049 nucleotides long. RefSeq names its product probable multidrug resistance-associated protein lethal(2)03659. Gene Ontology annotation, cellular component: membrane. Lineage: Eukaryota; Metazoa; Arthropoda; Insecta; Coleoptera; Tenebrionidae. The transcript has 9 exons. Gene Ontology annotation, biological process: transmembrane transport. Bases 125 to 3961 code for a protein of 1278 amino acids. The record is from RefSeq and is a predicted model, not a curated record. Gene Ontology annotation, molecular function: ATP binding; ABC-type transporter activity; ATP hydrolysis activity.
UGUGAUAGUAGGUUCGUUCCAUAAUCUGCAUGAUCAUGCGUCGUUAGUUUAGUUUGUAUUUGGCUUUCCGUGGAGAAGGUGUAUUCCAUUCUUUUUCGAGGAUAAUUUUAGUGAUUUUGCAACAAUGGACAGAUCUUCAAACUGUGAGAAAAAACCCAAUCCGGUCGAAAAAGCCAACAUUUUAUCAAAACUCACUUACACCUACAUGUUUCCUAUCUUUAAACGUGCCUUCAAAAAUGGACUUACUGAAAACGAUCUAUUCCAACCCUUAGACGAGCACAAAGCCAGUAUUUUGGGUGACAAACUCGAAAAACUAUGGAAAGUAGAAUAUCGAAUACAGAAAAAUCAAGGAUUGUACAAAGCUUUAUACAAACUCUUUGCUUUAAAUUUCCUCCUAUUGGGACUGAUAAGACUAAUAAACGAAAUCAUUUUAGUGGUGGUCAUGCCAAUGUCAAUAGCGAAUUUAGUGAUUUAUUUUGAAACCAGUCAAACUCAAAUUUCCGAAACCGAGGCUUAUGUUAACGCAGCUGUUAUUGUUUUUUGCCGAUUAAGUGACGCUCUUAUAACCCAUGGAACCAUGAUGGGGCUAACACAUAUCGCCAUGAAAAUGCGAAUCGCUUGCAGUUCGCUCAUUUAUCGCAAAAUUUUAAGAAUUAAUAAGACAGCUCUAGUUGAUACAACAAUAGGUCAACUGGUCAAUUUAUUAUCAAAUGAUGUAAGCAAAUUUGAUCAAAGUUUUGUUUUGGCGAACUUCACCUGGAUAGCCCCCAUACAAGCUGCAGUUGGGACUUAUCUCCUAUAUCAAGAAAUCGGAGUUUCUGCUAUUUUUGGCAUGGCUUUGUUAUUAUCAUUUAUACCAAUUCAAGUGUGGUUUGGCAAGAAAUGUUCGAGUUUCAGACUAAAAAUUGCGUUGACAACUGAUAAAAGAGUUCGUUUAAUGAAUGAAAUGAUCUCAGGGAUACAAGUUAUUAAGAUGUACUGUUGGGAAAAACCAUUCGGACAAUUGAUUUCACUUGUGAGGAGAUAUGAAAUAAAAAGAAUAAGGAAUCGCGGAUUUAUUCUUGGUUUGAUGUACUGCUUUGAGAUAUUUAUAACAAGAGUUUCAAUUUUUGUGAGCGUUAUUGGAUUCAUACUUUUGGGGAAAUACAUCACUGCAAAAACAAUGUUUACUGUCACGGCGAUUUACGCCGUUUUGCGACCAAUUAUAACGACGGUAUUUUCCCUAGCGGUCAGUUCUAUCGCUGAAGUAAACGUCUCAGUGAAAAGAAUUCAGAAAUUUUUGGCGCUUGAUGAACAAGUAGACGAUAUCAAUUUUAUGCUUAACAACGGAUCUUCCAAAACAAUUACAAAUAAGCCAAAAGUGUCACUCGAAGACGUGAGUGCAAGAUGGUCAAGCGAAUCACUCGACCCAACUCUUGAAAAUAUCACCCUCAACAUAUCAUCAAACCAACUAGUUGCUGUGAUAGGUUCAGUCGGUAGUGGCAAAUCAAGUCUGCUCAACGUAAUACUUAAGGAAUUGCCUAUUAAAAGUGGUAAUGUAACCAUCAAUGGAGAAAUUUCCUACUCUUCACAAGAACCGUGGCUAUUUGGUGCUAGUAUCCGCCAAAAUAUUCUUUUUGGUGAUAUUAAUGAUGAAAAAAGGUACAAACAAGUAGUAAAACUGUGUGCUUUGGACUCCGACUUUAAACUCUUGCCAUACGGUGAUAAAACCCUAGUUGGUGAAAAAGGAAAGUCGUUGAGUGGUGGUCAGAAAGCACGAAUUAAUCUUGCCAGGUGUAUUUACAAGAAAGCUGAUAUUUAUCUUCUAGACGAUCCAUUAUCAGCUGUCGAUGCCAAUGUAGGACGCCACUUAUACGAAAAAUGCAUCAAAGAAUUUCUCAAAGACAAAUUAUGCAUACUUGUCACACACCAACUCCAAUAUUUGAACAAUGCAGACAAAAUCAUUGUUAUGAAAGAUGGCAAAAUUGAAAUGCAAGGUAGUUACUUAGAAUUGAAAAUUAGUGGUUUAGACUUUUCGAAAUUGCUAUCCCACUUUCACACUGAGGAAGAAUUCAAAGAAGACGAAAACGUUCGCUUAGUUGAAAAUUCAAAUGAUGAAAGUUGCGAGGAUGAUCCACUUCUAGAAAAAGAAUUUAUGGAAAGUGGAAGUAUUAAAACGUCUCUAUAUCUGUCAUACUUCAAGUGUGGCGGAGGAUUGUGUAAUGCUUUCCUCAUGUUUUUGGUUUUUGUUGGUGCUCAAGUUGUUGCAAGUACUUACGAUUAUUACGUCGCCUAUUGGGUAAAUAAAGAACAAGACUUUAAAAAUAAAGUACUUAAUAAUAUGACAUACGACAAUGAAACGUUUCCCAGAGAAACUUUCCUAUAUACUUACUCAGGAAUCACUUUAGCUGUUUUAGUUUUUGGUGUAGCUCAUGGACUCUAUUUCAUGCUAUUUUUUGCUAUCGCUUCCUCAACUUUACAUCGUAUCACUUUUACAAAUAUCAUCAAAGCGUCAAUGCGAUUUUUUAAUAAUAAUCCUUCUGGAAGAAUUUUAAACCGAUUUUCACGCGAUUUGGGCAACAUUGACGAAUAUAUCCCAGAAAUUAUGUACGAUGUUGUUGCUGUUGCUUUAGAUUUAUUUGGUGCUAUGAUAAUAUCAGUAAUUGUCGAUUUAUGGCUGUGCUUACCUUCGUUAAUUCUCCUACUCAUUUUCUAUACUUUUAGAAAAUUUUACAUCAACACGAGUAGAAGUGUCAAAAGGCUUGAAAGCAUUACUAGAAGUUCGAUUUAUGGCCACAUGACUGCCUCUAUGUAUGGUCUAAGUACAAUUCGAGCAUUUUCAGCCCAACAUAUCCUAAUAAAGGAAUUUGACGACUACCAAGAUAAACACAGUGGAGCAUUUUUCCUAUUUCUUGCAUCUAAUAGAUGUUUUGGAUUGUGGCUUGAUGUAACUUGUGCUAUUUUUAUAGCUACAACAGUUUUCAGUCUCUUGUACUUCAAUCAAAAUUUGUAUGGAGGUGAUAUUGGACUUGUUAUUACUCAAUUUGCUGGAAUUGCGAGUGGUCUUCAAUGGGGGAUGCGACAAUGGAGCGAAUUAGAAAACCAAAUGGUUUCAGUCGAACGUUUACUCGAAUAUACUAAAGUAGAAACGGAACCUGAAAGGAAUGAAAGUGUUCAAAUGCCAAAAAAUUGGCCAGAAAAAGGCCAAAUAGAAUUUUGUGACGUAUCUCUCAAAUAUAAUCCCAGGGAACCGUCUGUCUUGAAAAACCUAAAUUUUGUUGUAAAUCCCAAAGAGAAAAUUGGAAUUGUUGGCCGGACUGGUGCUGGAAAAUCAUCGAUAAUUACAGCCUUGUUCCAACUGUAUCCAGUAGAAGGCAAAAUAGUGAUUGAUGGUGUAGAUACGACAAAACUUCCGUUAAAGGAAGUCAGAUCUGUGAUAUCGAUAAUUCCACAAGAACCUUUCCUGUUCUCUGGACCUUUACGUAAAAAUCUGGAUCCGUUUGAUGAAUACAACGACGAUGUCCUCUGGAACGCGUUGGAGCAAGUGGAAAUGAGAGAAGAUGUGUCAGAACUUCCAGAUGGUCUUCAAUCAUAUGUCGCAGAAGGUGGAUCUAAUUUCAGUGUAGGCCAAAGACAGCUGGUGUGUUUAGCUAGGGCUCUCAUUAGAAAUAAUAAAAUUUUGGUCAUGGAUGAAGCCACAGCCAAUGUUGACCCAUACACUGAUGCUCUUAUACAGAAUACAAUAAGAAAAAAAUUCGCUGAUUGUACAGUUUUGACUAUUGCUCAUCGUCUGCAUACUGUGAUGGACUCGGAUCGAAUCUUAGUGAUGAAUAGUGGAAGAGUGGAAGAGUUUGACCACCCUUAUCAGCUUCUGAAUAAUCGGGGAUUGUUGUUUAAUCUUGUCCAAACCACCGGUAAAGUGACUGCUUUAAAUUUAGAAAAUAUUGCUCGAGAGAGCCAAGAAAGAAGACAGCUUAAAUAAUUUACAGCCAAAUUGUAAUGUUUAAAUUAUGAGUAUUAAUUAAUAGUGUUGUACAUAAUGUAAAAUAAACAUUUGUAUAUUUUUUUAA